CACUGUCCCUGAUGGAUCCCCUAUGACGGAUUGGCCAUGGAGGGGGGCGUGGUGUUCAGGUAUUUAUUCUUGUCUACCCUUCCCUCCAAAGGCGCCAGGCUUCUCUCCCCUCUGUGUUCUGUCUGCCUAAUAGUGACUUGUCCAGUUCACUCUUCCUCUCUCUCAACUUCGCCUUGAUCGUGGCUCGUGCCUGUUAUCGGUUUCCCCGCAAUACCGACGUCGGUCUUGUCUCCACCUGACGUCGACAGGUCUCGUGUUUUUUCUAAUUCACUCUUUCCUUCAAUAGAGUCCCGACCAUGGCCUCCACCGAGAAUGACCCGAGACUCUUGUACAGUAUCGACAACAUCCGAGCCUUUCAUCUGCAAAAUGGCGAGGAGUCCGAGCUCACUCCGUCGGGACCUCAGACGCUUUCUUUGUUAAUGGUCCCUACUAAGACUGCUAUCCCCGGAAGCUCAUUCCCCGUGUCUUCCCAGGACGCGCUCACUGAGGAGGACUUCUACCUUCACCUGCACUUACCCCCAGAGCUGGAUCUGGCACUCCCUGCUACCACCCAGAUUUUCCAUCAGCCGCCGACCAGCUAUCUGAUUCCUCGCUGGGACCUCGGCCCCGACGCAGGCGCCUUCAUUCGCAUCCAGUUCCCACCAAUCGGACAUGGGCCGGGUAAGGUGACACAGGAGGAUGUUGACACUUUCGAGACGAUUCUCGCUCAAUGCACGGCAUUCCUCGACCGCGCCCCUCCGUCCGGAGACCAUGCUCCGUAUAACCCCUCGACCUAUGCACCUGGGGAAGGCUAUGUCUCCUCUGCCGCUGGUCGUGAGGAUGAUCAUGGCAGGAUUGUGCUGGUGGAUGAGGAGGAUGGCAGUGUGGUUGGUGAGAUGGAGGGCUACGAUGUGGUGGAACGGCCAGAUGUGAAACCUGGUUCGAAGAGGCCUGUCGAGAUCGAGCUCCCCUCCGAGGGUGAGGGCAACAAGGUCAACGUCAGCAACGUUUCCGAGGAAUAUCUGCGGAUGGCGCGUCAUCCGGCAUAUAAGAACUCGACCAUCGUCCAGACCUCCGCAAAGGCGUCACGUCUGAUCGUUACCGGGUCGACCUAUCUCGCCAAUGCACUUACCACGGGGGCUGACACCUUCACGAAGAAAACGCAGCCGAAUCCGAAGCCCAUGACCUUCUCUGAUACCACUCACUCGCGCAUCCGCAAAGUCGGCAAUUUCUCCGAGGGCGCUGCUGGUCUCUCGGCCAAGACUGUCGGCCAGGUUGGGCGAUAUGCUCAGAACAUCGGGGCAUCGCUGACCCGUCGGAAUAACACGGAGCGACAGAAGGGCAUCGAUAAGUACGGCAAUGAAUACAAGCCUGGUAUCUUGAACAAGUCCUUGAUCGCAUUCUCGACCCUUGCGGAUGGCAUCGAGCAAGGUGCUCGGCAGGUCUUGACCUCUAGCUCGAAUGCCGCCACCACGAUGAUCGGACACCGGUAUGGCGACCAGGCCGGGGCUGUUGCGUCCAACCUGACGGGCGGUGUCAAGAACGUCGGGCUGGUGUACAUCGAUGCCUCGGGUGUCAGCCGCAAGGCUUUUCUGAAGUCUGUCGCCAAGGGCAUGGUGGUUGGGCGUAUGCGUGAUGGAAAGCAGGUAGUCGUUGGCACCGGCGACGGCGGUGAACUCCCUGCUGGGGCGAGUGCCGGUCCAGCGCAGGGUCAGACGUCUUACGCGGGGAGAGCGCCGUCGCCAACUCCGACUCCGCCACCCGCGUACACUGCUGCGGGAAAUUCGUCCUAUGGAAAGGCUUCGAUGUCCGGGGCGAAGAGGUGAUAUGUCGACAAUUGGAUUUCUAGUGAAUCGUGUUUCAAUGUGGUGAUGAUCCUUAUGACAAUGCAAAUUUCCGGGUCCUAUGAGAAACUUGAUGCUGUUUCUAUGUUUCUCGUUCUUCGUCUGCUGGUUAUGAUCCUCCAGUCUGAUAGUUAAGAUAUAUGAUGCAUGCUAUACUUAGUUCAGCGAUUAGCGGGGGUGGGAAUACCUCGCCAAUUGCUUCAUUGAGAUCAUGGCU
Aspergillus saccharolyticus JOP 1030-1 is the source of this 2040-nucleotide messenger RNA. Its product is annotated as senescence-associated domain-containing protein. Gene Ontology annotation, cellular component: plasma membrane. The record is from RefSeq and is a predicted model, not a curated record. The transcript has 2 exons. Gene Ontology annotation, biological process: cell division. Lineage: Eukaryota; Fungi; Ascomycota; Eurotiomycetes; Eurotiales; Aspergillaceae. The coding region runs from base 297 to 1805 and encodes 502 amino acids.